Messenger RNA from Williopsis jadinii, 656 nucleotides. RefSeq lists its product as uncharacterized. The transcript has a single exon. The record is from RefSeq and is a predicted model, not a curated record. NCBI's taxonomy places the organism in Eukaryota, Fungi, Ascomycota, Saccharomycetes, Phaffomycetales, Wickerhamomycetaceae. The coding region runs from base 278 to 634 and encodes 118 amino acids.
CAACAACAUCACAGCAACAAACUCAACAUCCAGCACCUAUAUCUUCAGAGCCUUAUCCAGAAGAAUUUACCAAUAUAGAAGUGUACGCACUCACAGUGCAUUGGAUAGGCUUGAUCUGUGGUUUCAGAUAGGUUCUGUACCAACAACUACGUUUGAUUAUAGGGUCUUCAUCCAGCUAGUCCAGCCUGGUGUCUCAGAAAACUACUUGCAAUCUCUCCCAAAUACAAAGCCAUAUGUUGCCAGCAUAAGGAUCUUUGCUUAUCUUCUCAUGUUCUCCAUGGCCAGCUCUUUCCUCAUUCCAUUGCUGAUCAUUUCAUUUUCCACCAAUUCAUCCAAAAUAGCUCAUCAUUUGGCCUAUGUCACACAGCUACUCUUCCAAAUCGUAACGGUCUUUCUCAGCAUUAUCAUGCCUGCUUUGAAGAAGUAUUUGUAUUCAAAGAUACAGUCCCCAGAAGUUUACACUGCUAGCGCUGGAUUUCCCCUUUAUUGGCUCGUUGCUGGUUCCAAUAUUACAUUAUUGUUGGCGAAUAUCGCAGUUCCCUUCUACGAUCAGUUUAGCUUUGAAAGAAAAGAGAAGAAGAGGUUGGAUGUGAUCAGAAAUGCCAAUCGUAUUCCAAGGAUGGAGCAAGCUUAACUUACACUGGACAGUGUCGUCA